AUGGCGAGCGGCAUCCCGCCUGGGGUCAUAUCGCUUCUGACGGUGCAAACGCAAAUUCUGAGAUUGUCUGGCCUGAAGUAUUUCCCACUCUCUGUGGAAAGCGCAAUAGAUGUUAACCGCUCGAGCUUGCGGCCAAUUCUUUCAAUGCCACCCCAUUCAGGUGCCCGACCAAUCGAGCUGACAAGUUAUUGGAGGAAUUCCGCGAUGGACGAGUCCGGGUUCGUGGCAAGAGUGUCUUGCAAACGACUCGCUCCAACGCGAUACGAAAACUCAAAUUUCAUGCGAGAGCCCGGAUCAGAUCUUCCGACUCAUGCUUUUGCCUGUAACUUCCACCGCCAUGGACGGCUCAACACCGAUGUCGUCGUGGCCAACUUUUUGAAUCGGAGAGUUGCUAAAAGGCUUUCGGUGCCGUCAACGGCAGAUCCUACAAACGAGAUACCCGCGAUCAUAUUGAGCUCUAGGUUCUUCCAAGGCGAGUAUGGGGAAGCAUUAGCCAGGGUAUGGGCAUCGAAGGAGAUGAAGCAUGUGUCCGCAUUGGUCUGGGGCGCCGAGACCGGGUAUCUAAGUUCCAUGACCGAGUGGUUCAGGAGCAUCAUUGGGGAGGUUAUCAAGACGUGCCUCUUGUGA
Molecule: messenger RNA, 627 nt
Organism: Marasmius oreades (fairy-ring Marasmius)
Lineage: Eukaryota; Fungi; Basidiomycota; Agaricomycetes; Agaricales; Marasmiaceae
Exons: 3
Coding region: 1-627 (208 amino acids)
Source: RefSeq, a predicted model, not a curated record